UCCUUUUCCUCCACACUCGCCGACGCCGACACUGGAGUUGGGUUUGGAGCUGCGGGAAGCACCGCUACCCUUCGUGACAGCCACAGCGGUCGCUCGCCCAAACUUUUCCCCGGACUCUCGGUCUUGUCGGAGGGACGGAGAGGGCGCCUUUUCCGUGUUGUCCAUGCCUGGAAGAGGCGAAGGAAGACGACAGUCCUGGUGCCCCUGACUGCCCCUCAGGAUGAGUGAGGCAGAAAGUCAGUUCUACAGUGUUCAGGUGGGGGACUCCACCUUCACUGUGCUCACCCGCUACCAGCAGCUCCGUGCCAUCGGUUCCGGGGCCCAGGGCAUUGUUUGCUCUGCCCUAGAUACAGUCCUCGGCAUCCCGGUGGCGGUGAAAAAGCUGUGCCGGCCCUUCCAGAACCAGACACAUGCUAAACGUGCAUACAGGGAGCUUGUGCUGCUAAAAUGUGUCAACCACAAAAAUAUCAUCCGUCUGAUCAAUGUGUUCACGCCUCAGAAGUCACUGGAGGAAUUUCAGGAUCUGUAUCUGGUAAUGGAGCUGAUGGAUGCCAGCCUCUGCCAGGUGAUCCACAUGGAUUUGGACCACGAGAGAAUGUCUUACCUGCUCUACCAGAUCCUCUGUGGCAUCAGACACCUGCACUCUGCCGGCAUCAUCCACAGGGACUUGAAGCCCAGCAACAUUGUAGUGAAGUCAGAUUGCACCCUGAAGAUCUUGGACUUUGGCCUGGCUAGGACAGCAUGCACCAACUUUAUGAUGACCCCAUAUGUGGUAACCAGAUACUACCGAGCACCUGAAGUCAUUCUGGGGAUGAAGUAUAAGGAAAACGUGGACAUCUGGUCCGUGGGGUGCAUCAUGGGAGAGAUGGUAAAAGGCAGUGUUAUCUUCCAAGGCACUGACCACAUCGACCAGUGGAACAAAGUAAUUGAGGUUCUGGGCACACCCAGUCUGGAGUUUAUGAACCGUCUGAUGGAGACUGUGAGGAACUAUGUGAUGAACAAGCCACAAUAUCCAGGUGUCAGCUUUGCAGAGCUUUUUCCUGACUGGGCCUUUCCCUCGGAUUCAGAACACGACAAGUUGAAAACAGGUCAAGCACGGGACUUGCUGUCCAAAAUGCUUGUUAUCGACCCUGAGUGCCGCAUUUCCGUGGAGGAAGCUCUCAAUCAUCCCUACAUUCAUGUGUGGUAUGACCCUACUGAGGCUGAUGCGCCUCCCCCCCAGAUAUCUGAUAAGCAGCUAGAGGAGAGAGAGCACACCAUUGAGCAGUGGAAAGAGCUCAUUUAUGAGGAGGUGAUAGACUGGGAAGAAAGGAACAAGAAUGGCGUGAUGAAAGAGGACUGCUCUGAUGUGGUGUCCAGCUCAGCCUCGCAGUCGUCCUCGGCCAAUGACAUCUCGUCAAUGUCCACAGAGCACACGGUGGCCUCUGACACGGACAGCAGCAGCAUCGACACGCUCACAGGGCCGUUGGACGAGAUGGAUCUUCUUGAUCCCCUUCACCCCCAAAGCCAGUUUUGGACUGCUGCUUAGAGAUCAAAGGUUGUGCUACCUUUCUAACAUGGUGGAUGACGCAUGCAUUGAUUGACCAGGAGAACGUGUGUGUGUGGGGGGGGUGUGUGUGGUUUGUUCUAUAUAGUUGUAUUUUUAAUAGUUUUAUUUUUGUAGCAGAUGUUCAGUUGAAACAAGACGUUUACUGUCAUCAACUUUAUGAAGACGUGCACCAAAUAUAAACCACAGCUGCUUGCAUGCAUGUUGCGUCGAAAUGAACAAAAGCUUAACAUCGAUGUUUAUAUGGCCAUCAACUCAUCAUCAGGUUUGAUCAGUCGAUUCUCUAGCUGGCUUGCUAUCCCCUUUUGGUGCUCUGUGCACAGUGGUUUUAUUCAUUUGGCUUGACUUGUGGAGAAUAUCCGCACCUGACAGCAUGGCAAAGCUGUGGUGCAGCUGCAGUGUUUUAUUCCUUCAUAUAAUGUAAUGUACUGUAUGUACUGUAAAGAUGCUCUCACACACAUUGUGGUUGUAGACCCUGUCAUUGCAGAUAGUGUUUUCUUCACUAAAAAAAACUCUGUGCCUGUGGAAAUGUAUAUUAUUGCAAUUUUACAUAAGGUACUGUACUAAUUAAUAUCAGCGUGUACAUCAAACAAAAAUAUAUCCUGUAAAUGUGGGGGGAUGCAAAGAGAUACAUGUUUUUCCUGUUCUUGCAAAAUGUUGCACAAAUUGAGGCCUAUCUGAUCAUUUUACCUCUUGUCAAACAUUUAAUUUUAAUCGAGUACACACCAUAACAAAACCAUUCCAUAGCAUCAGCCAUGAGUCACGUAGAACAAAAAUACAACAACAAAAUAAGUAAUGUUGCAUGCAGAUGCAGUGGCAUUAUCAUAGAUUUUGUUACAAAGGAAUCUGUUCAGGUCCUUGCUUAAUGUUUUUGAUCCUGAGAGGUGUUUUUGUUUGCUUUUUGCCUUGGAUGCAUGCAUGCUCAAUGUCCACAGCGGCCUCCUCGUGUGGAAAGGCCAGGUUACUGAAGGAUGUUUCAACAACACGUGAGGAAGGAGGACGUGACUGUGGUGUAAAUUCUCAAACAUGGCACACCAAGGAGGGGAACCUUGGCAAUGGACUUUUUGCAGAAAUGGACUCACUGAGGACUAAAAGGCCACACUAUAUACUAUAUAUCCCCACCUUCACAGUCCUCAUUCAUGCCUUCAUUGAUCUGAGGAGGCUUCAGCUCACGUUGUCCACAAUAAUGUUUUGUAUUGAUCAUGGUUUCAGAAAUUUUCAAGUCUUCACGAUGCGAUUUUGUUCAGUUGCAGUUUCAUUUUCAGAAAUGUCUUGUACAAUUGCAUUGAUCACACUCAUUCAGGGGCCUGUUGUCAUGAGAAUUUAGUAGGGUUUUGUACAAAGCAAAAGUAAGUAGUAAAUAUGUGUUUUUUUAUUUAUAUAGAUAGAUAUGAGUAUAAUUUCAGUGCAGGAUGUCUAUGCAGUGUGUUGUGGCAACUCUGCUGGUGUUUUGUGUGAUUUCCUACUAAAUUCCCAUGAGAAUAUGUUGUGUUCAGCCAUAUGCAAUUCAUACAGUUGUCAGUAGUUUCUUUUAUUUCUGUAUUUUUAAGAUUGCUCAUAAAGAACUAACUGUGCAACAUGGAAGCCCUUCCCAAAGAGGAAAGGGAAUGUUCUGUCUAGAGAGAGAUAAAGUACUAU
Dunckerocampus dactyliophorus (ringed pipefish) is the source of this 3184-nucleotide messenger RNA. RefSeq names its product mitogen-activated protein kinase 9 (gene mapk9). Lineage: Eukaryota; Metazoa; Chordata; Actinopteri; Syngnathiformes; Syngnathidae. The transcript has 13 exons. Gene Ontology annotation, molecular function: JUN kinase activity; ATP binding. The record is from RefSeq and is a predicted model, not a curated record. Bases 221 to 1528 code for a protein of 435 amino acids. Gene Ontology annotation, biological process: protein phosphorylation; JNK cascade. Gene Ontology annotation, cellular component: nucleus; cytoplasm.